This is a messenger RNA of Haliotis rufescens (red abalone), 3675 nucleotides long. Its product is annotated as fibrinogen-like protein A. The record is from RefSeq and is a predicted model, not a curated record. Bases 706 to 1908 code for a protein of 400 amino acids. The transcript is spliced from 5 exons. NCBI's taxonomy places the organism in Eukaryota, Metazoa, Mollusca, Gastropoda, Lepetellida, Haliotidae.
CGCCGCAGACAGUGCCGCGUCCCAGAACCAGCUGAUCACUGCACACUCCUACAACAGCAAAUCGUCAUCCGCGGGGGACUAUUUUUAGCUGCGGAGUUGGAAGAGAGAUCGAGUGAGUGGCCUGGUUGUCAGAUGUGUAGACAACUGGGAAGAAGGGAGCGCGUGUAGUUCUACAACGGGAGCAGACACUUUGCAAAGUUUGGAGGAUUUGAUUACUUUUAUCAACACUGAAGGACCAUUUUCAAUUUUUUGUGCACAUUCGAAACGGAUAUAUAUACAUAUAUAUAUUUGCUUCGUGUAAGGUCACGGAGGAAAGAAGAUGUGAGAAUAGGAAAACCGGAGGCACGGAUUAAGAGAUAGCAUCGUUUCCAGGAUUAUUAUAAGGAUUAAUGCGGAUUAAAAGAGACGAGGUCAGGUCACUGUCGGAUUACUGUGGAUUAUUUGUCCAGGUAUUUAGUGUUUAGAAACGACACGUUUUUCGGGUGGUCCACCCAUGGAAAUUACAAUGUCUCUGCUUUCAUGAAUUUCUGUGACAGUUUUAUCAGUGAGGUGGUAUACACGGGUGUGUGCUGACCCCGUGGUGUUCAUGUCAAGUCGGCGAAUAUCAGCAGCACUUUGGGAUUAUUGCCGUGCGUAACCUGUGUGGCGCGUGACCACUCACACUUUCCAACUGACAAGGAGAUUACCCUUUACAAGGAGAUCAAGAUGAAGUCGAGUGGGUUGCUCCUGGGCCUCUUUGUGGCGUGUUUGUGUUUGACAGUUUUCGCUGCAAAAGAACCCAAGAAAAAACGGGGAAGGUGUAAAUGUAUGCAGAGGUUUCUCAAAGAUGUUGACAAAAUGAUUGAGAGAAAAAUGCAAAAACUCGAAGAAAAAUAUUUUCUUUCUGCAAUCAGUGACAAAGACAACUCCAGUUCCAUAUCCAAGCAGAACAGGAGGUGGUUGAAACUCAACGAAGAUGUCCACUUCACCAAGGAAGCGUUGCAAACAAUGAGCCACAACCUCCAGUUCGUUACAGAGCAGGUCAACUCGCAGAACCAGGACACGGAGUCUCUGAACGAACACUUUAACCAGCUGAACGGGUAUGUGGCCAACUUGACCGGCGUGGUGGACCGACUUGAAAGAAUGAUGAUGGCUAGGGGCAGUCUGGAGAUGACCACUUCCUCCACAAGUCCCCACGAGUCACCAUCACCGGAGCCGUCCUACCCGAGACACUGCCACGAGGUGUAUCUUCAAGGGGGCCUGAAGUUUGAGGGGGACUACCAGAUUCUCAUCAAGCCGGACGGGGCCCCCGCCCCAUUCAAGGCCGUCUGCAGGGUCUUCAACAACUGGGGAUGGACGGUGAUCCAACGACGACAGGAUGGAUCAGUGGACUUCUACCGGUCGUGGGCGGACUACAAGGUUGGGUUCGGAGACAAACACAAGGAGUUUUGGCUGGGAAACGACAACCUGCAUUAUCUAACAACACAAGGUGACACGAUGCUGCUGAUCGAGAUGCAGGACUGGGACGGCAAGAAAUACGUGGCCAACUACGAUCAUUUCAGCAUCGACAAUGAGACCAAGUUGUAUCGACUUCAUGUCAGUGGUUACCAUGGAAACGCCGGCGACUCCUUGACGUCCCACUGGGAGAACCAUGACGGCAUGGCGUUCAGCACUAAGGACAAGGACAACGACGGCCGCUACUACGACAGCUGUGCACACCACUACCACGGCGCAUGGUGGUUCAACAACUGCUUCGACUCCCACCUGAACGGCAAAUACUACACCAAGGGUUUCCACAGAAACUACUUCCAGCGUGACGGGAUUCAGUGGAACAGCAUCCAUCAGUAUUCGUCCCUGAAGCAGGUUGAGAUGAUGCUGAAGCCAGCAGAACAGCCCAAGCCUACCGCCAAGAUCAGCAACGACGUAUGAGACGCUCUCAGUACCGCGACACCACCCACCACCAGCCUGGCUCUUCUGCCAAAAGACAUCACGAAAAUAUGUGUAUCCGUAAGCUGACGGAAUAUUACAUUUGAAUCGUGUUAGUAAGACAUGGUGGUGACUAGCUUGUUGUCCACUCUAGGCAUAUGCUACUUAACUGCCACUUGAGACGUUAGGGGGCACGGGUACCCGGAUGCAAUAAUAACCACGUCGCCAUUUUUGAUAUUUUCAGUGUUGUCGGACAUUCAAAUACGCACAUUUUCUGCGCAAUUUCUGCUUCGUGUAUGUUGUUCUGAGGACUAGCACAAAGAAUUUUCAAGUCUCAAUUUUGAUGGAUUUUACAGUGGAUCUUACUCAUCUCGAUGUGACGUGUUUUCUGAAAAAAUAUCCUGAAUGACGAAGGUCAAAUAUGAUUUUUGAUCGUGAAUUUAACCAAGUGUGGAAACUGGAUGCACCUCAGACGAUGAAAAGAGUUGUGGAUGUACUCUACAUUGUGUUGCUAAGGUGUAAUCAUAUGCAACGGUUGUUGUAUCAAGUACGUUUAUUAUGUUCAUAUUUUCAACUUUGCAUGCAAUUAUGCAGUGCCUUUUUUCAAGAUACUACGUUCAGUUCAUAGACAUUGUGGAACCGGAGGAGGCGGACACGCCAUGCAAUGUGUUCAAGUUCAAAAGAUUCACCGGCUUCCAGCAUGCGCAGGCAUACCCGGAAGUCCAUGUGCAGAGACAAUCAGAGGAGAGGAUGUCUGAUACAGACAGUGUGUGACCGAGAGACAGAUCUGACCGUGCAUGACGGAAGAUGCAGUUAUUUCUUGUACAUAGUAUGUUUUCUCACAGUAUUAUCCUUAUGUCUCAAUGAUAGAUAUUGUUUGUGUUUGUGUCGUCUUGCGCAGCACGCCCUGUCGGAGCGAGACAUAAUGCUACAUGUUGCAUUAAGUCUGAUUAGGUGGCAAGUGAAUUAUUUCAUUAUUCGAUCAAAUCCAAAAGUGCGCUCAAAACUUUAGAAUUAAGAUAUAAUCCUGAUCCAUACAUGAUGAACAUUAAUAAUUUAUUUUCCCUAAUCUUUUAGGGUUUUUUAAACGUUUGAGAUUACUUUGCAAAAUGUGUCCUUAAUUAUGUAGGAAAGAAUUUGUUGUUGAAAUGGUUUUAUCAUAUUUGUGUACAGUUUGUAAAUACAGGGACAUUGAGCACGCCGAUCUUUAGUGUAGCGGAAUUGAUGUAGUUCCUGCUGGUGACACAUGCUAAACAUGGUGGGAUUAAAUGUGCCAAAUCACAGUGAAGUAUACACAAGUACAACCACGAGACACCAGUAUCAGAAAUCGCUGACUACCUGUACAAGGGACUCUCUUGAAACAAAUCACAAUCUGAAUUCUGAUGCUAUAUACAAGUAUUUAUGUCUUUGUCAUUGUAAUUUUGGGCACAUCAACAGUAGAAAAGAAAUGAUUCAUAGCUUACACAAACCCGUACACAUACAUAUGGUUGUACUUCAAAUAAUGUUGCUUUUGAAACCGAUUGUGCAUUUUCUAGAUUGCCAUCGACGUUGUUGCAGAAAUAAAUUGUGAAUAAAUACUUGAUACAGUUCAUUCUUUGAUUUCCAUGUGUUGUAAACAUUUAUUUGACAACAGUCACGUGUUCUGUCUCAAAGGAUAUUGAUAAGUUCGCCCUAGGACAAGUGCCUCACUUUAUAAUCUGUAUUUUGUCUCUUGUAGAAUCUAUAAGUUCUCUUAUUUCUGUAGGAAUAAAAGUUGUUGAUUUUUUUUUA